Messenger RNA from Patiria miniata (bat star), 1000 nucleotides. RefSeq lists its product as uncharacterized. The record is from RefSeq and is a predicted model, not a curated record. The coding region runs from base 1 to 888 and encodes 295 amino acids. The transcript has 3 exons. Lineage: Eukaryota; Metazoa; Echinodermata; Asteroidea; Valvatida; Asterinidae.
AUGGCUGCACCGAAGAAUUUCUACACUCCACCUACCUCAUCAUCAUCUUCGUCGUUACAGUACGACGCUGCUGGUAGCCGAAACGAAGUACGCGAGUAUUACCCUUCCCACGCACAAGCACAGCCCAAGGGGUUAGCCGGUACCGACCCCAAACGACUUGAGCGACUAGAGCAGCGUAUGAUGACCCGUGCUGAAGAUGGAAGUGCACCGUACCCGAAUGCCGCCCCAAACAAGAGCCGUCGCGCAGAGAUGAACCCAUCCGCCAGGUUCGAGCUUACGGGAGUCCGCCACGCCGUGCCCGCCAUCACCGAAGCUGUUGAAGAACUGGAGAAUCAAGGAAGCAAGAAGAUGAAACGUGACGGCGAUGCUCAGAGUGAUGAGGCUACGCCGGAUCCGGAAGAUGGCUUUCCAUGGGGGUAUACGGGUGACGCUGUACCAUACACCAAGCCCAGCGGGACACCGGAGGAGCAGAAGGAACGCGAGGCCUGUAAAGACCUUGCAUUUAACAUAAUUCAGUCGAUAUUCGUUCCUUGCAUUCUCAAGAAAGUAGAUGAAAUGUGUAGCGAGCAAUGUUAUGGAUGUAAUCUACCAAUAGCCGAAGACUUCACCCAGAAAAAUCACGAAUGUUUGAUGUUGGACGUGUCUGAUAAGGUAGAGAGGUACUUUGAUAAAGCGGUAGAUGACAUUUUGGAAACAGGUUUAGGAAAGUGCAGAUCGGAGUGGAAUACAACCGCUAAAGAGAACAAACGCAUUGUCUCACAGUAUUCGACUAUUCACGCCAGAAAUCGUCUUUUUACCAAGUAUGUCGAUAUGCAUGUCAAAAAGAGGGUCGAAGAACCUGAAAACGGAAGGGCAGUGUUGUAUAAUAUUUGUCACAUCGAUGGAUAGUCCCAACAACAUGUUGGAUUCAACCGAAUUAUUAAUGUAUAUUUACCUGAUGUCUCUUUGCUGACUCGAUUUUUUAUUUUUUGCUUCGUUUGUUUGUUUGUUUGUUUGUUUG